Messenger RNA from Drosophila miranda, 350 nucleotides. RefSeq lists its product as uncharacterized. Gene Ontology annotation, biological process: lipid metabolic process. NCBI's taxonomy places the organism in Eukaryota, Metazoa, Arthropoda, Insecta, Diptera, Drosophilidae. The coding region runs from base 10 to 327 and encodes 105 amino acids. The record is from RefSeq and is a predicted model, not a curated record. The transcript has 2 exons.
GCAAACCAAAUGACGGAGAUAGGCUGGAUCAUUUUCGCCCACGUGAUGUUCAUCACCUGCGUUCAAAUAAACAACGCUGGCCAAUCAGAACCGCAUUAUAGGUGGACGACGCUCGACUGGCUGGAGGCCCACAACGUAAGCCAUGAACUGCAUAAUGUGACUACCGCGGAUGGCUAUCAGCUGCAGCUGCAACGACUGCCGCGGCCCGGGGCACGCACUGUGCUGCUGGUCCAUGGACUGCUGGGAUCCUCGCUGGGCUGGGUCUGCCUAGGGCCCGACAAGAGUUUGGGUGGGCGAGUAUGCCCUUGUGCCUGGGUAUCCAACUAAGCAUUGGGCAGCUUUUCAGCUGC